Messenger RNA from Oikopleura dioica, 675 nucleotides. The record is from the annotation of a GenBank genome assembly. Lineage: Eukaryota; Metazoa; Chordata; Appendicularia; Copelata; Oikopleuridae.
AUGCCCUCUUCGUCGAAAAUCCUUGGAGAUCAGCAUGAUCGUCCUUUACCAAAAGCUGUCCCCUCCAAAGAUUCUUCUGAAGAAAAAUCGAAAAAUAAUAUUGGCUAUUUUAUCGUUGGCGCUAUCUUCAUCUUGGCUGUAAUUUUCUUAAAUUCGGACACAAGCAGCGGUGCUGGUGCCUGUGAUGGAGACAGCAAUCUUCCCUGCGAUUAUGAUACCACUGUUUCGCCUGAAGAAAACACUCUUCAGCCAAGUUCAUUCAAUUUUGCGACAUCUUUUUCGAAUGAAGGGUUGAUCGAUUUGGAGACUGUUGGAAUUUGCGACGGAAAUCAUAAUUAUUCUGUUUCUGCUCAUGCUUUCCUCCAAUCUCCAAAUUACCCGAACAAUUACGACCCCUUUUUGGAGUGUACAACCAGAUUUUCGACUAACUCCGACGGCCUGACCUUUGAAUUCACAAAAUUCGAGGUCGAACAUGGAUUUGACAACCUCGUCUUCCGCGAUUCCUCCGCAGAAGAAUAUGCUUUCAGUGGAAUUCAAACGGGAAUGACUGUCUCCUUCUCUUCUUCCUACGUCGACGUUCAUUUCGAAUCCGAUCACAGUGUGGAGGACUCCGGCUUUUCUUUAAAAGUCAAAGCUGGGUACGAGUCAAGCUUUGAUGCAGAAGACCUUUAUUAA